Messenger RNA from Pollicipes pollicipes, 1083 nucleotides. Its product is annotated as transcription initiation factor TFIID subunit 12. The coding region runs from base 226 to 915 and encodes 229 amino acids. Gene Ontology annotation, molecular function: protein heterodimerization activity; TBP-class protein binding; DNA binding. Gene Ontology annotation, biological process: RNA polymerase II preinitiation complex assembly; DNA-templated transcription initiation. Lineage: Eukaryota; Metazoa; Arthropoda; Thecostraca; Pollicipedomorpha; Pollicipedidae. The record is from RefSeq and is a predicted model, not a curated record. The transcript is spliced from 5 exons. Gene Ontology annotation, cellular component: transcription factor TFIID complex; SAGA complex.
UAUUUUUGUGAUACGUGAUUUCAUUGGUAUAAUAUAAUUCUCACCAUGCAUAAAUAUAAUGAUUGAACACGAAGACAAAGCCGUUUUUCCAGUGCCUUGAAAUUCGUGAUUUGUUGUCCGUUGGCGAGCGGGCUGCGUUUCUGGUACAGGUGGUCCGUGGGAGCAGUUGUCUCCAAUCCUGCCGUGGAUUAAAUCAGCAUGUGUUGACAUUCGUGUGAUUGAGGCAUGUCCCAGACGCCGGCCAGCCUCGGCGCCGGCGCGACGCUCGUCUCGCUGACGGGCGCCCAGUCGGUGGCCGGCGCCGUCAGCAUGAACGUGCAGCCGACCUACGUCACCCUGGCGCCUGGCCAGCAGCUGCUCGGCCACAACCCCCAGCCGUCCGCUGUGCUGGCCGGUACGCUGGUGUCGAAGCCGCCGGGCAUGGCCGCGUUGGCCACCUCGGCCGUGCCGCAAGGCGUGGUAACGCUACAGUCCGCCGGCCUGCAGCAGCCGCAGCAGCAGGCCAAGCCGGCCCAGCAGCAGCAGCAGCAGCAACAACAGCAGCAGCAACAGCAACAGCAGAGGACAAGUGGCGCCACCGCCGCUGCCGGCGAGGUGCUGACCAAGCAGCGGCUGCACGAGCUCGUCAAGGAAGUGGACCCGAACGAGCAGCUGGACGAGGAGGUGGAGGAGCUGCUGCUCCAGCUGGCCGAUGACUUCAUCGAGAGCACGGUCAGCACGGCCUGCCAGCUGGCCAAGCACCGCCGGGCCGCCACUGUCGACGUGAAAGACGUCCAGCUCUAUCUCGAGCGCAAGUGGAACAUGUGGAUCCCGGGCUUCGGCACCGAGGAGAUCCGGCCGUACAAGCGGAGCGGCACCACCGAGGCGCAUAAGCAGCGCAUGGCCAUCAUCCGCAAGGCGCUGAAGAAGUACUGACGGCCUCCAGACGCGGGACGGGCAGGUGUGCUGUGCGUGGGGCGGGGCGGGGCGAGACGGCCGGCACGGGCGCCGGCCUGUCCGUCCGGGACACCGUUGCCAGUGAGCACUAUUGUAUUUUUUUGUAUCGAGAUCAGCGCUGACCAAUAAAUGCAAUUCGCGCGCGAC